This is a messenger RNA of Pieris brassicae (large cabbage white), 713 nucleotides long. RefSeq lists its product as uncharacterized. The transcript has 3 exons. The coding region runs from base 102 to 497 and encodes 131 amino acids. Lineage: Eukaryota; Metazoa; Arthropoda; Insecta; Lepidoptera; Pieridae. The record is from RefSeq and is a predicted model, not a curated record.
AGCGUUGCUCGAUCUAAAUCUAGGUCUGAACUGUAAACAUGUCAUAGGUAGUAUAUUCAAAAUAUUUUUAAUAAUACUUAAGUUUCUUAGUAAUUAAAUAUAUGCUCAUUACAAAGCGAAGAGUUUGUUGGACGCCCUAUAACGGAAAUGGCAAUUCAUUGAUAAUGAGCAGAGACUAUUUGAAUUACGAUGACGUCACUGAUAUUGACGUUAAUUCGCUACCAUUGAGGCCACCGCAACCUUUGAUUCCUCCCGAGAAGCCAAUCCGGCGAACGUGGCACCCAGUAAUGUGGGAUGAUGGCAGCCAACCAGGAGACCAGCCGACGGGAGAAGCACAACCACCAUCUAAAGAGUUCCCUCACAAGAAACAAAUCCGUAACAUUCGACGUCUCAUUGCUGAAGGAAAAGUCAAACCGACGUCUGAAACUCUUAUUUUCUUCCUUUGUAAUAAAUUUGCUAUCUCCGAAGAAAGGCAAGCGAGGAUGAGAGACUCUUAAAUAUAAAUUUAAUUAAUGUUUUAAAAUAUGUACUUAUGACUAUUAUACCAUGUUGUAUGAAAAUGGUGAUAUAAAAUUACAUAGUAUAGAUAUAUGAUGUAGAUAUAAUAUCUGUUAAAAUCAUUAUUUUAAAUCAAUUAUAUUUCUGGAAUGUGAUAUGUAAAUUUCGUUAUUAAGAAAUAAAUUUUAUUACUGUAUCAAUUUAUAUUUUCAUAC